Molecule: messenger RNA, 795 nt
Organism: Schistocerca gregaria
Lineage: Eukaryota; Metazoa; Arthropoda; Insecta; Orthoptera; Acrididae
Exons: 2
Coding region: 1-795 (264 amino acids)
Molecular function (GO): nucleic acid binding
Source: RefSeq, a predicted model, not a curated record
AUGCAUGCUUUGGAGAUUUGUGUGAUGGGAGAUUCAAGUGACGAAGUUGGUGAGGAAAGGUUUGGACACCAAAGUGUGCUUGCUCCUAAUGGCUUAGGAGCAAGGAACAGAAUAAUUUCAUUAUUGAAAAUAUUUGUUUCAGGAAACAGCUCAAGAUUCCCUCAACUGUCUCUUCAAACCCCAGAAGGAUGCAGCUUAUCUAGAGCUACAGGCUUUAUUAAAUUUAAUGUGUCAAAUUUCUUUGAUAAACUGGAAGAAAUACUCAAACGUCAUCCAAAUUUUGCUGAUGGAUCAGGUAUUUUCUGUCUUGAUGAAACUGGAACAACGGUGCAGAAGUCACAGAAGAUUUUGGCCGUAAAGGGUGUGAAACAAGUUAAGGCAACCAGUGCAGAACGUGGAACACUGGUUAUGACAUGUUGUAUUAUAAAUGCUCUCGCUAGCAGCCAACCCCCUAUCAUGAUAUUGCCACAUGUGAAUUUCAAAGAUCACAUCAUAUUAGGAGCACCUGCAGACACAUUAGGUCUUGCCAUUAAAGGAAGCUGGGUUAACUCAGAAUGUUUUGUGAAUGUCAUUCGUCGCUUCAUAAAGUUCUCUGCCAGCUCAAAAGCAAAUCCACCUUUGUUACUGAUGGAUAACCAUGAGAUCAUCCUCUCAAUAGAGGCAAUAGAUCUGUGCAAAGAUAAUGGGAUAACAAUUCUGACAAUUCCACCUCAUUGCACCAAUAUACUGCAGCCUCUUGAUGUCAGUGUCAUGAAACCUAUCAAUACCUUUCAUGAUGCUGCUGUAGAUACAUAG